UAUGUCAUUUCCGAAAGCGAGUCCGAAAUUGUGAAUGUGAAUAACGCAUCGUCGUCGUUUGUCGUAUUUCUCAUAAAUUUUUUAACCAGCAAAUAAAUAUAUUUUAUAUAAACUAAAUAUAAUAAAUAAUAAUUAUGUCAGCAAUAAGUUUAUUAAACCCAAAAGCUGAAGUUGCUAGAGCAUCUCAAGCAUUAGCUGUUAAUAUUUCUGGAGCUAAAGGAAUCCAGGAUGUAAUGAAAACUAAUUUGGGACCCAAGGGAACCAUGAAAAUGUUGGUCUCUGGUGCUGGAGAUAUAAAAAUAACUAAAGAUGGAAAUGUAUUGUUACAUGAAAUGCAAAUACAACAUCCAACAGCAUCAUUGAUAGCAAAAGCUUCAACUGCCCAGGAUGAUAUGACUGGCGAUGGUACCACAACGACAGUACUUGUUAUUGGAGAACUUAUGAAACAAGCUGAUUUAUUCAUUGCCGAAGGCUUACAUCCGCGAAAAUUAACUGAAGGUUUUGAUUUGGCAAGAGUAAAAACACUCGAAGUAUUAGAAUCAUUGAAAAUUCCAAUUGAAUGUAAUAAAGAGGGACUUCUGGAUGUUGCUAAAACAUCUUUGAGAACUAAAAUUCAUGCAAAAAUUGCUGAUAAACUUGCAGAAGUAUGUGUUGAUGCAGUAUUAACAAUCAAACAAGGCGAUAACCCAAUUGACUUACAUAUGGUCGAACUUAUGGAGAUGCAACACAGAACAGCUGCUGAUAGUACAUUGGUACGGGGUAUUGUUAUGGAUCACGGUUCAAGACAUCCUGAUAUGCCGAAAAGAGUUGAAAAUGCGUAUAUACUUACGUGUAAUGUAAGUUUGGAGUAUGAGAAAACAGAAGUUAACAGCGGAUUUUUCUACAAAACAGCUGAGGAACGUGAAAAACUUGUUGCUGCUGAACGUGAAUUUAUUGAUAAUCGUGUGAAAAAAAUAAUUGAGCUGAAGAAAAAAUUAUGUGAUGGAACUGACAAAACCUUUGUUAUAAUAAAUCAAAAGGGAAUUGACCCACCGUCUUUAGAUGCAUUAGCUAAAGAAGGAAUAAUGGCUCUCCGUCGUGCUAAACGUAGAAACAUGGAACGUUUGGCUCUUGCUUGUGGUGGCACUGCCGUUAAUUCCGUUGAUGAUUUACAGGAAGAUUCUUUAGGUUGGGCUGGUCUUGUUUAUGAACACGUUCUUGGUGAAAAUAAGUAUACUUUUGUUGAAGGAUGUAAAAAACCAAAUUCAGUAACAAUUUUAUUGAAGGGACCAAACAAAUAUACAUUAGUACAACUAAAAGACGCUGUACGUGAUGGUCUUAGAAGUAUUAACAAUGCUAUUGAAGAUAAAGCUGUUGUUCCUGGAGCUGGUGCCUUUGAAGUUGCUGCUAGUCGUGCUCUUUCACAGUACAAAGAACAGGUGAAAGGAAAAUCACGUUUUGGUAUUCAAGCUUACAGCGAAGCUCUUCUUGUUAUUCCAAAAAUACUUGCUGUCAAUAGCGGAUUCGAUUCUCAAUACACGAUUGUAAAGCUCCUACAAGAAAGUGCUGCCCUUGGUGAACCUGUUGGCUUGGAUAUCAACUCUGGAGAAGCUAUCAAACCUAGCGAUAUGGGCAUUUACGAUAAUUAUGUUGUUAAAAAACAAAUAAUCAAUUCUUGCACUGUUAUCGCAAGUAAUCUGUUACUUGUUGAUGAAAUAAUGAGAGCCGGUCUAUCAUCAUUAAAAGGAUAAAUUUAACGUCACAUGAUUAAUCAUCUUUUGUUUCUUAAAAAUAAAACUAAAGUAAUUUUUAUCACGCGAUUAUUACAUUUAACAUAAUUAUAAUAUUUCUUGUUUAUUUAACUACAUUGCAGUAAAAUUUUUUAAUUGCCUUUGCUUUAAUAUAAUAAAUGUUUCUA
Messenger RNA from Microplitis demolitor, 1897 nucleotides. It is a transcript of the gene CCT6, whose product is annotated as T-complex protein 1 subunit zeta. The record is from RefSeq and is a predicted model, not a curated record. Gene Ontology annotation, molecular function: ATP-dependent protein folding chaperone; ATP hydrolysis activity; ATP binding. Bases 135 to 1730 code for a protein of 531 amino acids. Gene Ontology annotation, biological process: protein folding. The transcript has 4 exons. NCBI's taxonomy places the organism in Eukaryota, Metazoa, Arthropoda, Insecta, Hymenoptera, Braconidae. Gene Ontology annotation, cellular component: chaperonin-containing T-complex.